Molecule: messenger RNA, 2171 nt
Organism: Cynoglossus semilaevis (tongue sole)
Lineage: Eukaryota; Metazoa; Chordata; Actinopteri; Pleuronectiformes; Cynoglossidae
Gene: eif2s2
Product: eukaryotic translation initiation factor 2, subunit 2 beta
Exons: 9
Coding region: 143-1153 (336 amino acids)
Biological process (GO): translational initiation; formation of translation preinitiation complex
Cellular component (GO): eukaryotic translation initiation factor 2 complex
Molecular function (GO): mRNA binding; translation initiation factor activity; translation initiation factor binding
Source: RefSeq, a predicted model, not a curated record
AACCAAUCGCGUCAACGUUUGUUGACGUCACCCUCGCGUCCUGCAACUCCACCGCUGAUGCAAGAAAAUUUCGGCCCAACGUGUGGUUCGUGAUAGUGAGAUAAAAAGUAGCCGAUUUUACGUCCACUUUUAAGCCGCAAACAUGUCCGGAGACGAGAUGAUUUUUGAUCCUAAUAUGACCAAGAAAAAGAAGAAGAAGAAGAAGCCUUUCAUGCUGGAUGAAGAAGGUGGAGAGGGCGUAGGAGGGGUUGGAGGAGGAGAGGAGACUAAAGAGGUUGAGACGAAGGAGGCAGAACCAGAGGUUGGAGAAGAUAAGGAGGUGGAUAUGGAUGAAGAUGAAGGCAGAAAGAAAGAAACAUCUGAUGAUCUAAAUGACCUCAACUUCUUCAACCAGAAGAAAAAAAAGAAGAAACCCAAAAAAGUAUUUGAAAAUGAGAUUGAAGAAGGAAUAAAGGAGCUUAAAAUUGAAGGGGAACAGACAGAGGCAUUAGAGGAGGACAACCUGGAUCUGAUGCUUCCUACCAAAAAGAAAAAAACUAAGAAGGUUGAUUUUGACGAGGGAGAGACAUUGGAGAAGGAUGAGGCGCUAGAAGACGAUGACGGAAAGAACAAUGAUGGAAUCUCAUUUAGUUCAUCCACGGGACCAGCUUGGGCCGGCACAGAAAGGGACUACACCUUUGAUGAGCUCCUGAACAGAGUCUUCAACAUCAUGAGGGAGAAGAACCCAGACAUGGUAGCUGGAGAGAAGAGGAAAUUUGUGAUGAAGCCUCCGCAGGUGGUCCGAGUGGGAACCAAGAAAACUUCCUUUGUCAACUUCACAGACAUCUGCAAACUUUUGCAUCGUCAACCCAAACAUCUUCUUGCGUUCCUGUUGGCUGAGUUGGGUACAAGUGGCUCCAUAGACGGAAACAACCAGCUCGUCAUUAAAGGCAGAUUUCAACAGAAACAAAUAGAAAAUGUGUUGAGAAGAUAUAUCAAGGAAUACGUGACGUGUCACACCUGCCGCUCUCCAGACACUAUCCUGCAGAAAGACACUCGUCUCUACUUCUUGCAGUGUGAGACCUGUCACUCUCGCUGCUCAGUCGCCAGCAUCAAGACCGGUUUCCAGGCUGUGACGGGCAAGAGGGCGCAGCUUCGCGCCAAAGCCAACUGAAGACCGUGGAUACCGCACUCCCCCCUCCUCUCUCGGUAUCCCCCUUUUCUCAGAAAGGUUGAUGCGGGGAUCGGAUGCCCCCCCUUGAUUUGCUAAAAGGACUCUCUGAAGCGAACUGCAGGAGGGUUUGGCUGUUGUUUAGUUGUCGUGGCCUGACCAGGCAGGGAGUGAGAGAGUGUCUACAGCUGACAGAUGGGAUUCAAGCACCAUGGGCAGAUGAUGUGUACCACAUACACUCUUGGAUUUGAUUUGUUUAGCUGAUCAACCCUCCAAAUCCUUUAGGUUUUUUUCUUUUCUUCAUUUGCUCUGAUUCUUGAUUCUUGUAAACAGUCUAUUUUAACGUGGCUUGAAUCCUUCAUUUCUUCUUCUACAUUACAUACGCCAAGUGUGAGUAUUGCUUUAGGUAGGAAAAUUAUUUUUUAACAAAGCAACAAUUUGAAAACAUGCAGGGCAUUUUCUGUUGAUCAUAACCCUGUGUCUCACAGCUACUUCUUUAUUCUCAGGCUCAGAAUUAUUUGUUUCUAGAGUGGCCCGGAAUCACAAUCUGCUCCUGAAAUAUUUUUUUGCCAAAGCUUCUCAACCUCUGAGUGAGCAGCUUGUACAACAAGCCUUUGGAUAUUUUUUUUUAGUACAAAAUUCUUGAAUUACAUGGGUUAACAAAUGGAAGACUUAUAGAAGUUAUAAGUGAGACAAACUGAAAUUAAAGUAUGUGAGUGCUGCUGAAACAUCUGUGAGCAGUUGUGUGUUUUUAGCUCCUUAACUUGAGAACUUUGAAUGCACAAUUUUCUCAGUUGCUCAACGUUAAAAUAGUUGGCUCCUCGAGAACUGUCUAAAAGAGCAUCUUACCUGAACUAUUGCCAUUUUCCAACCUCAAAAUUUGCAAUUUUCCACUGUGAUUGAAACAUUUACUGCACAGGUUAGCCUUCAUUUCAAGUUCAGUCUAAUAGCAUUGAACAUGUAAUGUUUGUUCUCUUGUGGUUUGGAGGAAAAAAAAAUAAAAGAGAAAGUCUGACUGGAA